Messenger RNA from Meyerozyma guilliermondii ATCC 6260, 537 nucleotides. RefSeq lists its product as uncharacterized. The transcript has a single exon. The record is from RefSeq and is a predicted model, not a curated record. Lineage: Eukaryota; Fungi; Ascomycota; Pichiomycetes; Serinales; Debaryomycetaceae. Bases 1 to 537 code for a protein of 178 amino acids.
AUGUCUGACAAAGUUCAAUUGAUAGCACAGCCAGAACAGGCCGACCGUAGGCCCCUGGCUCAGGAAACUCUUGAAAAACUCCAAAAACUCGCAGAUGAAAAUUCAGUGGAGAACAAAGAAGACAAAGAAGAACCUGCAGAAUUAAAGCGUUCUCCUAGUCCUUCGAGGGUAUAUUCUCAUGAAACUGUUCAUAAGAGUGGUAAGAAGAAUGACAAUGGGUCCGAAAAGGAGACCAAAAAGGAGAGCGAAAAGGAAGACGAGAGCGAAGGAGAAUAUGACGCUGAUGGGUUCAAGAUUCCCGCCGGUAAAAUACCGUUGGAUGGCCAUUUCUCUGCACGAGAGGUUGACCAAUUGAUUCUGAUGGCACAAGAUGAGGGUCUUUUGGAUGAAGAUGUGCGAAUGAAGGUGCUUGAAAGAAACCAGAUAGGUGAUAAAGUUAUCAUUCUGGAAGAGCCCCCAGAAAGUGAAGAACAAGAUGAAACCAAGGAGGAAGCGAAGAAGAACCAAGAACAAGAUAAGAAAGAAAAGAACAAAUGA